Messenger RNA from Choloepus didactylus (southern two-toed sloth), 2222 nucleotides. Its product is annotated as protein Aster-C-like. Gene Ontology annotation, molecular function: sterol transfer activity; sterol binding. The transcript has a single exon. NCBI's taxonomy places the organism in Eukaryota, Metazoa, Chordata, Mammalia, Pilosa, Megalonychidae. Bases 122 to 2158 code for a protein of 678 amino acids. Gene Ontology annotation, biological process: intracellular sterol transport. The record is from RefSeq and is a predicted model, not a curated record. Gene Ontology annotation, cellular component: endoplasmic reticulum-plasma membrane contact site; endoplasmic reticulum membrane; plasma membrane.
GGGGCGGCGUGCGAGGCGCGCAGGGCCGGGAGGCAGGAGCGCGCGCCGGUGGUGCACGUGGAAGGGCCGGGGGCGCGGAACAUGGGCUUAGCGGCUCGCCUCCCGGCGGUGGGACUUGGGGAUGCGCCUGCGCGAUUGCACGGCGGCGGAGGGAGCCGCGAUGGAGGGUAGUCUGGCUGUUCGCCAGAUAAAAAGUGAAGGGGAUUCAAGCCUUGCCACUGAGUUACAGGACGAGUUAGAGGAAAAUUCAAGUCCAGUUGUGGAUGAGAAUAAUAUAGUAUCAGCUAAAAAGCAGGGACCAAUUUCACAUAACUGGAGUGGUGACUGGAGCUUUUGGCUUUCAAGUUCCACCUAUAAAGACAAGAAUGAGGAAUACAAAAGACAGUUCAGACACAUACCUGAUACAGAGAAGCUGAUAGCAGAUUAUGCUUGUGCUCUACAGAAGGACAUUUUGCUUCAGGGACGACUUUACCUUUCAGAAAACUGGCUUUGUUUCCAUAGCAACAUCUUCAGAUGGGAAACUACAAUUUCUAUUGCUUUGAAAGACAUAACCUUCAUGACCAAAGAGAAAACCGCUCGACUCAUCCCAAAUGCUAUCCAGAUUGUCACAGACGGUGAGAAGUUUUUCUUUACAUCUUUUGGUGCUAGGGAUAGAAGCUACCUCAGUAUCUUUAGGUUGUGGCAGAACGUGUUAUUAGACAAGAGCUUGACCAAACUGGAAUUCUGGCAGCUGAUCCAGCAGAAUUAUGGCACUGAGCUAGGCUUGAAUGCUGAAGAGAUGGAAAACUUGUCACUGUCAAUUGAGGAAAAUGUGCAGCCAAGAAGUCCAGGAAGAAGAAGCUUGGAUGACUCUGGAGAGAGAGAUGAAAAAUUAUCCAAAUCAAUUAGUUUUACCCGUGAAUCAGCUAGUCAAGUUUCAGAGACAGAAUCGUUCAAUGAAAAUACACCAAAAGGGGGAUUAGGGAAAGAGGACCCCCAAAGUGAGGAGCAGAUCAAGAAGAGUUCUUUACUAAUUUCAGAGAAGAGGUUAAGUAGAGUGCCAUCAAAAUCGCUGGAUUUAAAUAAGAAUGAAUAUCUUUCUUUGGACAAAAGCAGCACUUCAGAUUCUGUUGAUGAAGAAAAUAUACCUGAGAAAGAUCUUCAUGGACGACUUUAUAUCAACCGGGUUUUUCAUAUCAGUGCUGAGAGAAUGUUUGAAUUGCUCUUCACCAGUUCACGUUUUAUGCAGAGAUUUGCCAAUUCUAGAAAUAUAAUAGAUGUAGUAUCUACUCCCUGGAAUGUAGAAGCUGGAGGUGAUCAGCUGAGAACCAUGACUUACACUGUUAUCCUUAAUAAUCCACUUACUGGAAAAUGCACUGCUGCCACGGAAAAGCAGACACUGUAUAAAGAAAGUCGAGAAGCACAAUUUUAUUUGGUAGAUUCAGAAGUAUUGACACAUGAUGUCCCCUACCAUGAUUACUUCUAUACUCUGAACAGAUACUGUAUCAUCCGAUCUUCAAAACAGAAAUGCAGGCUAAGAGUUUCCACAGAUUUGAAAUAUAGAAAACAGCCAUGGGGAAUUGUCAAAUCUUUAAUUGAGAAGAAUUCCUGGAGUUCAUUAGAGGACUAUUUCAAACAGCUUGAAUCAGAUUUAUUAAUGGAAGAAUCUGUGUUAAACCAGUCCAUUGAAGACCCUGGAAAACUUAAUGGCCUACGAAGGAGAAGGCGAACAUUCAACCGAACAGCAGAAAUAGUUCCUAAACUGUCUUCUCAGAGAGUUUCUGGAGAUGUGGGCUUAGAUGCCAAAGGGGAUAUUACAGGAAAGAAAAAGGAAAUGGAAAACUAUAACACCACUCUUAUUGUGGUGAUGAGUGUUUUUUUGCUGUUGCUAGUUUUAUUGAAUGUGACACUGUUUCUGAAGCUGUCAAAGAUAGAAUAUGCUGCUCAGUCAUUUUACCGUCUCCAUCUCCAAGAAGAGAAAUCUCUAAAUUUAGCCAAAGAUAUGCUGUCAAGAGCAAAAAAUACUCAAAAAAACAAAGAUCAAGCCCUUCGUCUAAAGGGAGUGCUCCGAGACUCCAUAGUGAUGCUUGAACAGUUGAAGAGCUCAUUCAUUAUGCUUCAGAGAACGUUUGAUCUACUGAAUAAGAACAAGACUGGCAUGGAUGUCAAAAGCCAGUGACCUUAAGGACUGAAACUAUGGACACAUGGAACGAAAAGAAAGCAUCAGGAAGAAAAAAACAAAG